Orycteropus afer afer is the source of this 2637-nucleotide messenger RNA. The record is from RefSeq and is a predicted model, not a curated record. NCBI's taxonomy places the organism in Eukaryota, Metazoa, Chordata, Mammalia, Tubulidentata, Orycteropodidae.
AUGGCGGAGCCUGAUCCCUCUUCGGACCAGGAGCUGGAGAGCGAGCCACGCAGCUGGUCCCUGCUGGAGCAGCUGGGCCUGGCAGGGGCGGACCUGGCAGCCCCGGGGGUGCAGCAGCAGCUGGAGCUGGAGCGAGAGCGGCUGCGGCGGGAGAUCCGCAAGGAGCUGAAGCUGAAGGAGGGCGCCGAGAACCUGCGGCGGGCCACCACCGACCUGGGCCGCAGCCUGGGCCCCGUGGAGCUGCUGCUGCGUGGCUCGUCGCGCCGCCUCGACCUCCUGCACCAGCAGCUGCAGGAGCUACAUGCCCACGUAGUGCUGCCCGACCCUGUGGCUGCUGCCCGUGAUGACCCGCAGUCUCCGGGUGGAGGCAGCCCAGCCUGCUUGGCCACCAACCUGAGCCGUGUGGCUGGCCUGGAGAAGCAGCUGGCCAUCGAGCUGAAGGUGAAGCAGGGAGCAGAGAACAUGAUCCAGAUGUAUAGCCACGGCAGCACCAAGGACCGGAAGCUGCUGCUGACAGCCCAGCAGAUGCUGCAGGAUAGUAAGACCAAGAUCGACAUCAUCCGGAUGCAGCUGCGCCGGGCUCUGCAGGCUGGUCAGCUGGAGAGCCAGGUGGCCCCGGAUGAGGCCCAAGGGGGUCUGGACCUGGGGGCGGUGGAGCUACGCAUCGAGGAGCUACGGCACCACUUCCGAGUCGAGCACGCCGUGGCAGAGGGCGCCAAGAAUGUGCUUCGCCUUCUCAGUGCUGCCAAGGCCCCUGACCGCAAGGCUGUUAGCGAGGCCCAGGAGAAGCUAACUGAAUCAAACCAGAAGCUGGGGCUGCUGCGGGAGGCACUGGAGCGGCGCCUCGGGGAGCUGCCCGCCGACCACCCCAAGGGAAGGCUGCUGCGCGAGGAACUUGCCGCCGCCUCCUCUGCUGCCUUCAGCGUCCGCCUGGCCGGCCCCUUCCCUGCCACCCACUACAGCACCCUGUGCAAGCCCGCACCACUCACAGGGACACUGGAGGUGCGUGUGGUGGGCUGCAGAGACCUCCCAGAGACCAUUCCCUGGAACCCUUCACCCGCGGCGGGGGGAGCUGGGGCCUCCGACAGCCGUACCCCCUUCCUGAGCCGCCCAGCCCGGGGCCUUUACAGCCGAAGCGGAAGCCUUAGUGGCAGGAGCAGCCUCAAAGUUGAAGCUGAAAACACCAAUGGAGCAACCAAAAAACGUCUCCAGCCAUUGCCAGGUGUCCCCUGGGUGACCUUCCGGAACCCUGUCAUCGAGAGGAUCCCCCGACUCCGAAGACAGAAGAAAAUUUUCUCCAAGCAGCAGGGGAAGGCGUUUCAGCGCGCCAGGCAGAUGAACAUCGACGUGGCCACGUGGGUACGGCUGCUCAGGAGGUUCAUCCCCAGUGCCACGGCCACAGGCACGCUCAGCCCAGGGCCCUCGUUGGGACCCGAGGCCCGGCCUAUGGGUGACAUCUCUGUUGAGAAGCUGAACCUUGGGCCCAACUCAGACAGCUCGCCCCAAAAGAGCCCGUUGGAGCCUCCUUCCAGCCCAUCAAGCCUGAGUUCUCGAAUCCAAGAACUGCCCCCAACUCCUGAGCUACCUUCGGAGACCCAAGGCCCCGCCCUGUGCAGCCCUCUGAGGAAGUCACCCCUGACCCUGGAAGAUUUCAAGUUCCUGGCAGUGCUGGGCCGGGGUCACUUUGGGAAGGUACUGCUCUCUGAAUUCCGGCCCAGCGGGGAGCUGUUUGCCAUCAAGGCUUUGAAGAAAGGGGACAUUGUAGCCCGAGAUGAGGUGGAGAGCCUGAUGUGUGAGAAGCGGAUCCUGGCAGCUGUGACCAGCGCAGGGCACCCCUUCCUGGUGAACCUGUUCGGCUGUUUCCAGACGCCAGAGCACGUGUGCUUUGUGAUGGAGUACUCAGCUGGCGGUGACCUGAUGCUGCACAUCCAUAGCGAUGUCUUCUCUGAGCCCCGCGCAGUCUUUUAUUCGGCCUGUGUGGUGCUGGGCCUGCAGUUUCUCCAUGAACACAAGAUUGUCUACAGGGACCUGAAGUUGGACAAUUUGCUUCUGGACACCGAGGGCUAUGUCAAAAUUGCAGACUUUGGGCUCUGCAAGGAGGGGAUGGGCUUUGGGGACCGGACCAGCACGUUCUGUGGGACCCCGGAGUUCCUGGCACCCGAGGUGCUGACAGACACAUCGUACACACGGGCUGUGGACUGGUGGGGGCUGGGCGUACUGCUCUACGAGAUGCUGGUUGGGGAGUCCCCGUUCCCAGGGGACGAUGAGGAGGAGGUAUUCGACAGCAUCGUCAAUGAUGAGGUUCGCUACCCCCGCUUUCUGUCAGCUGAAGCCAUCGGCAUCAUGCGAAGGCUGCUGCGGCGGAAUCCAGAGCGGAGGUUGGGAUCCAGUGAGAGGGAUGCAGAGGAUGUGAAAAAACAGCCCUUCUUCAGGACACUGGGCUGGGACGCCCUGUUGGCCCGACGCCUGCCACCACCUUUCGUACCAACACUGUCCGGCCGCACCGAUGUCAGCAACUUUGACGAGGAGUUCACGGGGGAGGCACCUACGCUGAGCCCACCCCGCGAUGCACGGCCCCUCACCGCCACAGAGCAGGCAGCCUUCCGAGACUUCGACUUCUUGGCGGGCGGCUGCUAA